Messenger RNA from Plasmodium fragile, 2877 nucleotides. RefSeq lists its product as uncharacterized. The transcript has a single exon. The coding region runs from base 1 to 2877 and encodes 958 amino acids. The record is from RefSeq and is a predicted model, not a curated record. Gene Ontology annotation, molecular function: mRNA binding; metal ion binding. NCBI's taxonomy places the organism in Eukaryota, Apicomplexa, Aconoidasida, Haemosporida, Plasmodiidae.
AUGAAUGAAAAAAAUCACAAGCAGGCAUCCCAGGUGCAGUCAGAAACGCUGUCGCUGAUAAAGAAGCAAUUUUUUAAAACGAAAAUGUGCCCCUUCCAAAAAAAUAAAAACUAUUGUCUAAAUGAGUCCAAUUGUCAUUACGCCCAUAGCAUUGACGAAUUGAAGCCGAUGCCUGACUUAAGGAAUACGAAGCUGUGUGAUUAUGUGAAAAAAAAAAUUCCUUGUAGAGACGCAAAUUGUAAAUUCGCCCACGACAUUGAUACACUCAAACCUAGUGUGCACUUGGCGACGUACAAAUCAACUAUCUGUAGUUUUUGGGGUAAGGGAAAAUGUUUCAAUGGAAAUAAAUGCAGAUUUGCACACGGAACGGAAGACAUAAAAACGAAUGAACAGGUGGACAUGUUGCAGGGUUCAAAAUGUACCAAGAAAAAUAAAAAUAAAAUGAAAAGCAAUACCACUGAUCUGAAACAAGGAACUGCUUCUACGUACUCAUUUGAUACGUGUGAUUAUUCUGUUAAUGGGUCCUCGGAAAAUACAAACGUGUCUUCCUCAUACGAUAAGGAUGGGGAUGCAUUUAUCUGCAGAAGAAAUGUAAUAAAAAAUGAAAAAAUGAAAAUUAAAAACAAAAAGAGUACACCCCAAUUGGACAAUGAAAUAACCACAAGAGACACAAAUGACACCUUCGAUAAGGAUACGACGGAUGGUGAUUUCCACCUGCCAGAUAGCAGCAACGGAAAUUCUAUUAAAGACGUCCUCAGCAAAAUUGAGAAUCUAGCCUUGUCUACCUUUAUGGAGAAUAAUGACAAGUACACGAAGGUUAUCAAGUACCUCUUGAACGAAAAUAACCUCCUGAAGGAAUCCAUUAAGAAGGACCAGAGUGGCACCCUGGUGGAGAGGGACUGUCCGGGCGGCUCGAAGCAAGGCGACACGAAGCAGCGCGGCGCCAACGAGGGACGCAUGGAUACAGGGUGUAUAGACGAACGGGGCGCAGAGAAACCAUAUGCAGGUGAACGCUUCCCCACUCAUCGUUUCACCACUCAGGGGCUCUUCACCCAACGCUUCUCCAGCCUCAGCAGCAACGACACCCAUUUUGGCUACCCCUCCACUGUCGCAGUAGCAGCUGCAGCCAUCAAUCGCAACCUCAACGGUGAUGACGACCUGACCAAAUACGUCCUUCCAGAAGACGGCACAGAAAAUUAUCUAUGCAUAAAUGAACACAGAAACACGAAGCAUGCCAUGUCCAAUUUUGAAGACGGGAUCAAACCAGACGACAAUCUUAACAGCAUAAUAAAAACCAUAGAUGAUAUUCUCAUUUCGCAAAAUGUAGGAUCAUUUUCCAUCGUGAAAGAUGUGAACAGUCCCCAUGAAAUCAGAGAUGCCUUUUCUGUUAAUAACAAUGCAGAGCUAUCUAACAGGCAGUACGCAAACGUGAUGAACAACGCGAAGCCAUUCGAAGCGGAGAGAAGUGUAUACAAUCACAAUGUUAACUUGAGUAACGUGGUACAUAAUGGAAAAUAUAUGACAAACGCAGAAGUAAAUGAAGAGGUGCCAAAUCAACAGUUUGAGGAAGGCAUAAUAAAUUAUCUCUCGCAAGGAAGGAAGAAAAGGCACUGCUAUGAGGAGAAGUUUGGAGGUGCGCAUCAAUCAGCCAGUUCGUAUGGCGUCUCCAUCGGAGGAAGCAUCCACAAUAACGGCAUGCAUAACGUGAACAACAGCACUAAUAAGAUGGGCUUCACGAACCAGAUGCUCGAUUUAGACCAACGUGCUGCUUCCAACAUUUUCAACCCGUUUGUUUUUCACCAUAAUGAAUACAAAAGUCAGGAGGUAGGCACAUACCAGCAGCAGAGGAUGCCACAAAUGCAGCAUAUCAGCCAAGACGGGUUUGACAAAACUGAGGAGAUAGACACGUGGAAAGAUGGUAAUGUUCUGUUCAGGAAUGACCACAUGGCUAGCUUCGUUGGGAUUAGCGAGAAGGACCGAGGGUUCAGCGGCGUCAACUAUAUGAGGGGACUUGGAGGUGAUGACGCGGCGAAUGGUUAUGCUUCCAGCGGGUAUAUCUCUAGCGGUUAUGGUGCUAAUCCAUUUGCAACCAACGCAUUCGCGUCGAGCGACCGCUUCGGCCAAAGAGGCUAUGGAAGGAGCGAGAUCUUCCUCCGCUCAAGUCAUGGCAAAAAUUUGAACAGCGCAAAGGAGACCACUCCAAACGUGACAGCACCGAACGUGACAACGCCACACCAGAUACAGAAAAAACCAGCGAGUAGCAUCACCAUAGGGAAGGAAAAAAAUGCGAAGCUGAAUUUGCGAGAAGGCGCUGAACUAAACGACAGCGGUGUGAACGUAGACAGAAAUUUCCCAUUCAGCAAUGACAAGUCAGAGUUCCUCAAAAAAAUAAAAUGCUUCAUAUCGAAGGAGUUACAAUAUAGCGAAACGAAAAAUACAAACUCGGGCAUAAAAAAUGUGAACCACAUGAAUUGGUGUAGUGAAAAUAAUUAUCCUUUUAAAAAAAACACCCAGUUGAGUGACUCCUUAUCAUCAGCACCGAAUUAUAACACGUGCGUUCCGGAUAUACACAAUCUCACUUUUCUAUAUAACAAUAAUAUAGAGGGCAAUAACAACAGAUGGUUUGAUGAGGUGAACAGUGAGAACAGUGUUGGUGUGAGGAAUGGAGAGGUGACGGAUGAGAAUGCAUGUGUGCGAUUAAAUAUGGACUUUUCUACUUAUAAAAAAGAAGGAAAUAAUGAACAGAACAUUUGGAAUGCGAAUGCUAACUUGAACGAAUUUGUCUACCCCAUGAUGUCCCACGGAUGGAUGAACGAGCAGAAGAGCGGAGACUUUUUUGGCGUGUCCAAGUCUGUCAAUUUGAGCAGCCUCAACUAA